Molecule: messenger RNA, 399 nt
Organism: Procambarus clarkii (red swamp crayfish)
Lineage: Eukaryota; Metazoa; Arthropoda; Malacostraca; Decapoda; Cambaridae
Source: RefSeq, a predicted model, not a curated record
AUGACUGAGCAGGGCUCCGUCGUCACGACACUUAUGCCGGCCCCCGUCGUCACGACACCUAUGCCGGCCCCCGUCGCCCUUACACCUAUGCCGGCCCCCGUCGUCCUUACACCUAUGCCGGCCCCCGUCGUCCUUACACCUAUGCCGGCCCCCGUCGUCCUUACACCUAUGCCGGCCCCCGUCGUCCUUACACCUAUGCCGGCCCCCGUCGUCCUUACACCUAUGCCGGCCCCCGUCGUCCUUACACCUAUGCCGGCCCCCGUCGUCCUUACACCUAUGCCGGCCCCCGUCGUCCUUACACCUAUGCCGGCCCCCGUCGUCAAGACACCUACUCCAGUUACAGGGAGACCGAGUGAAUACACAUACUGUCUAGUGCUCUACUUCCAUCUACAACCUUGA